Messenger RNA from Monodelphis domestica (gray short-tailed opossum), 3230 nucleotides. It is a transcript of the gene SLC35D4, whose product is annotated as solute carrier family 35 member D4. NCBI's taxonomy places the organism in Eukaryota, Metazoa, Chordata, Mammalia, Didelphimorphia, Didelphidae. The record is from RefSeq and is a predicted model, not a curated record.
GGGACUGUCGUGGCAUCUUCUCCUUGUUGCAGAUUUCAGCGCCCUGGCUUUCCCGGAGCCCAGUAGGAAGCUUUGCUUGCUCUCUUCCUCGUCCGCCGGGAAAGGAUGCUUUGACGGAUGCAGACCAAGAGACCAUUCCCGGGUCUCACUUUCUGUGCCUUCUACCUGGCCACCUACCUCACGAACAAGUAUGUCCUGUCUGUCUUGAAUUUCACCUACCCCACCUUAUUCCAAGGGUGGCAGACAUUAAUUGGAGGACUUCUGCUUCACAUUUCAUGGAAGCUAGGUUGGGUGGAAAUCAACAGCAAUUGCAGGGCCAAGGUUCUCUCAUGGCUUCCCUUUUCGAUGCUAUUUGUGGGGAUAAUCUAUGCAGGUUCCAGGGCAUUGUCUAGAUUGUCCAUUCCUGUGUUCUUCACAUUUCACAAUGCUUCGGAAGUUAUCGUCUGUCUGUACCAGAAGUGCAUUUCAAAAGAGCCUACAUCUCCUGCAAAGAUCUGCAGUGUUGUCUUCCUCCUGGCUGCUGCGGGAUGCCUUCCCUUUUAUGACUCACAAUUGGAUACAAUUGGAUAUUUCUGGGCUGCCAUUCACUUGUUCUGUGUAGGGGCUUACAAAAUACUUCACAAGGACCGAAAAUCUAACACAUUAAGUGACAUCGACCAGCAGUACCUAAACUACAUAUUCAGCAUGGUGCUGUUGGCAUUUGCAUCUCAUCCCACAGGUGAUCUCUUCAGGGCCCUGGAGUUUCCAUUCCUAUAUUUUUACAGAUUCCACACCAGCUGCUGUGCCAGUGGAUUCUUGGGAUUCUUUUUGAUGUUAAGUUCAGUGAAGCUAAAAAACAAUAUGGCUCCAGGACAGCACACAGCCUGGAUUUUCUUCGCCAAGGUUAUGACAGCUGGUUUCUCAAUAUUGCUGUUUGAUACCGUCCUGAACAUUGCAAUGGUGGCUUGCCUUCUAUUGGGCGGACUUGGAGAAGCUUUGCUGGUUUACUCAGAGAGGAUGAACACCUAGAGAAAAGGAAACAAGCUCCGAAGUCAGCUAAAGGGGAAAGCAAGAUCUCUGGGUGGAUGGAAGAAAUAACAUGAAACUAACCAGGCUGCUGGGAGCCACCAUCAGACCCCUUCCUCCCUCAGGAGAGGGGUUGACCACAGGGAAACAAAAUCUAUUCAUGACCGUGAUGGAGGGGUGACCUGCUGGAAGAACUCUGCAUGAGGGCUAAGAGCUCCCGACCACGGCUGACACCCCAGAAGAAUCCACAUGAAGGCUAAGAGCUCCCGACCACGGCUGACACCCCAGAAGAAUCCACAUGAAGGCUAAGAGCUCCCGACCAUGGCUGACACCCCAGAAGAAUCCACAUGAAGACUAAGAGCUCCCGACCACGGCUGACACCCCAGAAGAACCUGCCCAAGGGCUGUAAAGCUACUUUUAGUGCCUCUCAACACCAGCUUCCUGGACACCCGGGCCCUUUGCUGUUCACAUUUCCCUCAGCCCCUUUGUGGAGAGAUAAGUAGGCUCUUUCCUGGGAUUUCUGAGAUCUUUCUGGAAGCACGAGAUUCAUUUUUAUAUAAAUAGACUCAUGCUAUACUGAGUCUCCUCCCUGAGUCUCGCCUUUUCUGCUACCUCACAGCAUAUGGCAGGGGGCCCUGGAUUUAUUCUGUAGAAGAGUCUCUUCUGGGAAUUCCCUUCCCCAGACGAUCCUGCAUGUCCUGACAAAGAACUGCAGAGUUCACACCGCUGAGUAACAGGAUAGAAUUCCUUGGGAGGGAAUUGAUUUGUGAGGAAUUGAAUGGCUGUGCUGGGCCACCCUAGAAAUUGGCAAGGCAGCCGGAUCCUCUGUUGGGAGCUCAAAGGCUUCGCUUUUUGUUUUUGCCUUUGUUUUUCUUUCCUUCUCACAGAUUUCUCUGAACUCUCAUCAGAUGCAUGUCACAUUUAUUUGUUUUAUUAAUUCUGUUCAGUGUUCCGUCUUCUGUGAGUUGAAAACUUAGGUUAAAUGAACACUAAAUUAUCACCAAAGGGAGCUAGCUAGCUUUGCAAGCACUGAUAGAUGGUAGCUCUGGACGAUAAAAGAUAUUCCCUCUCUCUUGCUCAAAACAGCAACAAGAACACAAACAACGUUGGUUCCCCAAAGCCUUCAAACUAGCGAAUACCCCAGUAAUCCAGACAAGGAAACAGGUUUUGAUUUAUCCAUGCUAAGUUCAAAAUUGGAUUGGAAAUAUUAUAACCCAAUAGGAGGCUUUUAUAGGAAUGGAUUUACAUGGAAUGAGAAUUGGAUUUGGGAUCAACAGGAAAGUGUUAAGGAAAUCAUCAAGAUUUGGUUCCCAAAAUAUUUCUGUUUGAACUGUUUUUGUAAAGAUAUCAUUGUUGUUGUUUCAUCACUUUCAGUUGAGUUUUACUCUUUGUCACUCCACUUGGGGUUUUCUUGGCAAAGAUACUGGAGUGGUUUGUCAUUUUUCCAAAGCUCAUUUUACAGGUGAGAAAACUGAGGCAAGCAGGGUUAAGUGACUGGUCCAGGGUCACCCAGCUAGGAAGUGCCUGAGCCCAGACUUAACUCUGCUUUAGUUUUCUCACCUGUAAAAUGAGCUGAAGAAGAAAAUGACAAACCAAUUUCCCAGAUAAUGUCUGAGGCCAGAUUUGAGCUAGAUUUGAAUUCAUGAGGAUGAGUCUUUGUGAUUCCAAAUCUAGUGUUCUAUCCAUACUGCCACUUAGUUUUCCCAAGAAAAUACUGCCUUCCUCUAAUUUUCAGAGCUCUGGCCUUUUGUAGCAUGGCCCAGGAACUGGCUUCUGGAAGAUUGUAUUGUUACUAAGCCACAGAGGCCAUUGUCGGACUGGAAGCUCAGCAUUAGCCAUGGAUUGUCCCAUUCUAAAGAAGCCCUAUACUUUUAUGGAAGAAGAUAUUAGCUGAAUUUUGUUUCUAAAGAAACAUCCCAUCCCCCCAUCUUCUCUGCCACUGUCCCUCGCCAUUCCUCUUCUUUUUCCCUGGAGCUGCCCCCUCUUUGGGGGAGUUAAUCUCUUCAAUUUGGGAACUCUGCUCUGGAGCUGGUCUGUCCAGGUGCAGUCUCACCUACGCCGCAAUAUCCAUCCCAACAGAGGUUGGAUAUCCACCUGAUUGCUGAAGGGCUUCACUCAUCAUCCCUUGAUUCUCCUCAUGUGAUUCCUUUCCCUGGCCACUGCUCUCUCCACAUGUCUUACCUCUUCACCAGCCCCCAAUAAAAUAUUAGUUCCUUGAGAGCAAA